This is a messenger RNA of Eublepharis macularius, 1187 nucleotides long. It is a transcript of the gene TCIM, whose product is annotated as transcriptional and immune response regulator. Gene Ontology annotation, cellular component: nucleus; cytosol. The record is from RefSeq and is a predicted model, not a curated record. The coding region runs from base 53 to 373 and encodes 106 amino acids. Gene Ontology annotation, molecular function: Notch binding. The transcript has a single exon. NCBI's taxonomy places the organism in Eukaryota, Metazoa, Chordata, Lepidosauria, Squamata, Eublepharidae. Gene Ontology annotation, biological process: endothelial cell activation involved in immune response; negative regulation of Notch signaling pathway.
CAGAGCCUUGGGCAACAUACAGCCAAGACAUCGACUGCUGCAUCCGACAUCGAUGAAAACAACGAGAGGCAGUCAAGAGGCCACCAUGUCGACCUCUUUGAGGGUGAGCCCUUCAGUCCAUGGCUAUCGCUUCGACACGGCCUUGCGCAAGAAAGCAGUGGCUAACAUCUUUGAAAGCCUGGAUCAAGAGUCGCUCCAGAAGCUGUUUAAAAACUCUGGCGACAAGAAAGCUGAGGAAAGGGCCAAAAUCAUCCUCACAACAGACCAGGAUUUGGAGGAGAAAGCCAGGGCACUGAUGGCUUUGAAGCAGAGGACAAGAGACAAACUCUUCCAAUUCUUGAAGUUUGGGAAACACUCCAUUAAAGUCCACUGAAGACUUAACCAAAAGGAGGAACCAACAGAAAAGGAGACACCACUCAUCAUCAUCAGUCAGAUCCAUCAUUUUCGCACCAGAGUUUCUCCAGCCACUCUGAAACUGACUGGAUGUGUAAAGCUGGAAAAUAAUGUCAUGGGUCUUGUUUCAGUGCUGACAGUGAAAAGCUUGCUUGGAGGACUCAAAAUUUGCACACGGUAAAGAGCAAGAGAGCGAAAGGAGCUGGCCGGUGAGCAAAAUGGAGCAGUCCCUGAGUCACAAGGAUGAAAUGGGGACAACCACAAAAGUCAGACUCAACCUUUCCCAGCCAGCUUGGGCCAAUGACAGAUGAGCUCAUAUUUCUUCUUAACUUACUGUCUGACAAUCUUUCCUGACACUUGUUUAUUGAAUAUUUAAAGCCUUUCCUAAACCUCACAGUUGUCUGCUGGAAUGAAAGGGAUUAGAAAGCGAUCAGCAACUGUCUAUUUGCAUUAGUUUAAAAUGUGUGAAAUGCACACCGUCCAGGUGUCUUAUUCACACACCAGGAGAGGAACUUUCUUUUCAAGACUCGUGAAGCAAUCCUUGCUGAUUGUUACCUAGCCGAAGUGGAUCUUUGAACUAUUUGCGCACAAUUUUUUAAAAAAAAAACAAAAUAACAGAUUGAACUGUGAAAGUUUCUCUAGAAUAUCAGUUUUCUUAGUGUCAAUCAAUUUUUUGGGCCACAGUUACAAUUUUUGUAAUGAAUUUAACAAAGCAACUAGAUAUUUGAGAUUUUGUGAUAAUACUGUGGUAAUGCUGGCAUUAAUUUAUUAAUAUGCAGAGCAAAUAAAUUAUA